Molecule: messenger RNA, 2239 nt
Organism: Pygocentrus nattereri (red-bellied piranha)
Lineage: Eukaryota; Metazoa; Chordata; Actinopteri; Characiformes; Serrasalmidae
Gene: rmdn3
Product: regulator of microtubule dynamics 3
Exons: 12
Coding region: 245-1690 (481 amino acids)
Cellular component (GO): spindle microtubule; cytoplasm; mitotic spindle pole
Molecular function (GO): microtubule binding
Source: RefSeq, a predicted model, not a curated record
CGCUAAAGCGAAAGUGAGCCAGCGUGUUUUGAGAGGAGCGCGUAUUAAUGAGGAUAUUAUCGGUUUCAGGCCGUUAAUGAACGCUCGUUUUAGGUAAUAAAGCUCAUUCAGUGUCGUACGGCUGGCCGCCCGUAGCCAUAGCAACCGGGCGAGCAUAGCAACCGAGCUCGGUUCAGCUGAACUGACCCCGACCUGGUGCGGUGAUACCGGCGCAGUCGGGCUGCUGUGGCCGGGCCAGGGCGCGAUGAGCUCGGUCGGGAGGAGCGGGCUGAUCGGGCUGGGUGUGGGAGUCACCGUGAGCACCGGAGUCAUCGCCUUUCUCAUCAUCAGAGAGAUGCUGCGGCGGAGAAACCAGCGGCUCCUGCUGGAGGCCGGCGGCCCGGGGCAGCUGGUGGUGGACGGGCGGCUGUCCCUCACGCAGCGCGGCCGAGACCCGGCGUUGUUGGCGUCUGCGCUGCGUGGUUUGACCCCAGAGCAGCAUGUUGAGCUGAGGAAUACACUGGACGAGGUGAUGAUGAGCGUGUCCAGCCUGAGGAAUGAAGUGGCCGAGCUGCGGUCCGGCCUGAGAGAGAUUGCCAGCACCAUCAUUGAGGAUGUCCGAAAGGGAGUGGAGGAGGGUCAGAGGUCACGCCGGAGACGUCACUACUUGCCGCGGGAGCGUUCAGACUCCAUGAGCUCCAGUUCCAUCUACUUCACAGCCUCAGCUAGUCUCUAUGGUGACAGCGAGGGAGGAUAUUCCACAGCCUACUCCAACGUAGAAUCCGACUACACGGACAGAGAGACGGACAAAGAGGAAAACGGUGAUGAGCAGGAAGAGGAUGAUGAUAAAGACUCGGAGGAUGAAGAGGAGAGGAGUUGCGCAACGGUGCUGACGCUCAGGCAGGACGACUCUCAGGCUGAGGAGGAGGAUGGAGAGGAUGAUGAAGGAGCGACGGCGGCGGUGGUGGCGGUGGUAACGGAGGAGCCGAGUCCCGAACUGGCCUUUCUGCUCACGCACAGCGACCUGCUGCACGCAGGGGAUUCUGGGAAAAAAGCGGAGGGGUUCCAUCUGCUGAGAGAAAACAAACCACUGUAUGGUGACAGUGUAGCGUUUCUAUGGCGACUGGCUCGAGCCUACAACGAUAUGUGUGAGCAUGCGGAGGAUCAGGAAGAGAGGCGGAGCUACGCAGAGCAAGGUCGCGAUGAGGCAGAGGCGGCGCUCCAGCGGAACGGACUGAACGCGGAAUGCCACAAGUGGUUUGCUGUUCUGACCGGUCAGUCGUCGCAGUACGAGAGUAUGCACGGUAAACUGAAGAGCAGCCACAUUCUGAAGGAGCAUCUGGACCGAGCUCUGUCCCUGCGAGACGACGACCCGCUCUGCUUCUACCUGCUGGGCCGCUGGUGCUUCGAGGUGAGCAGGCUGAGCUGGGUGGAGAAGAAGGCAGCAGCUGCUCUGUUUGACACUCUGCCUAACUCCUGUCUGAACGAUGCUCUGGAGAACUUCCUCAAGGCUGAGGAGCUGAACCCCGGCUUCUCCAGGACUGUGAGACUGUACAUCGCCAAGUGUCAUAAGGAGCUGGGGAAUCACUCAGAAGCUCGAAACUGGGCUCAGCUCGCACUGAGCAUGCCCAGCUCCACCGGCCAGGAAACGGACAUCUCUGGGCUGGAGGCGGAGCUCCAGGCUUUGAUUGACAGCGCAGCAGACAGCUAAGGCGGGGCUUGGAGGACGAGGAGAACCCAUGAGUGUAGGACUGUUUAUAGCAGCUCAGAGUCGGCGCUCACUCUGCUCUACACGGCGUAUCUGUGAAGAUCCUCCAGCAAGAACUGAAGACUGUCCAGCAGGAACGUCCCUCACCUCUUCUCCUAUUGGACGGGCUUGACUUCAGGCUUAAAUGAUCCGGCUAACUGAGAAAUCCUGCUCUGAGAAAACCGUCCUGGUCAUGAAAACUGACAUUUAUAAAUCAUUCCAAAUUUUAAAAAGAUGUUUUCGAAUCCAAAAUGCAGAAAUCCGAUUCCAGUCCUGGAUUUUGAAUCACCAGUAGGCCUCACACUAGGUGGCCACUCUUUUCCAUCAAGAGUGAAGUAGCAAGUACAAAAUCCAGGACUGGAAUUUGGAUUCAGGGUCUGCAUUUGAAGACGUCUGUUGUAAAACAUCGCUGUGAUGUGAAAGCCUUGUAACCUCAUUUCGUGAUGAACGGACCAACAUAUGAAUCUAAAUUUACAAAUUAUACAUUUCAAAUAAAGUCUAGUCACAAUUCUA